Molecule: messenger RNA, 3747 nt
Organism: Frankliniella occidentalis (western flower thrips)
Lineage: Eukaryota; Metazoa; Arthropoda; Insecta; Thysanoptera; Thripidae
Product: bifunctional 3'-5' exonuclease/ATP-dependent helicase WRN
Exons: 19
Coding region: 170-3379 (1069 amino acids)
Biological process (GO): telomere maintenance; DNA replication; double-strand break repair via homologous recombination
Cellular component (GO): cytoplasm; nucleoplasm; chromosome
Molecular function (GO): nucleic acid binding; four-way junction helicase activity; 3'-5' DNA helicase activity
Source: RefSeq, a predicted model, not a curated record
GUAGCCGAACCGUAGCCGAACCUUUGUUGUUGUGGCGCCACUUUACCUUGUGGUUUGAGUUGACAAUUGGCAAAUGCUUGUCAGAGUCUUUUGUGUCAAUCCCCGUUUAAGUUUAUUCGCUCCCGAAGUAAUAAUUGGAUUCCAAAUCAAAAGAGUUUAAUACUGAAUAAUGACUGCUGAAGAAGAAAUGCAGUGGGAGGAAUGGGGUGAUGUCUGGGAAGAAAUUCUGCAGAAAGAAAAGCAGGAAGAGCAAUCAAGGAAAUCGAAUCCAAAGAUCUGUCCAUCAGUGGACAACAGUAAGUCGAAACUACCUUCGGCCAAGUACAUAGAUGUUCUUCAAAGAUGUUUUGGACACUCCAGUUUCCGGCCCAUCCAAUGGGAAGUCAUCAGAUCUGUAAUUGAAGAUCGUAACGAUAAUUGUGUGGUAGUUGCCACAGGCUACGGCAAAAGUUUGCUAUACCAAUACCCUGCUGUUUAUACAGGAGGACUCUCUGUAGUUAUAUCACCUCUCAUAUCUUUAAUGCAAGAUCAAGUUUUGUCACUAAAGAUGGCUAAUAUUCCUGCUGCGUUUUUGGGCUCCGCUCAGAAAGAAUCAGCUCAGGUCAAAAGAGAUCUUUUCGAAAACAAACUUCGUGUUUUGUAUCUAACACCAGAGUAUUGUGUUGGUUCGAGCAUUUUAGAGGAUUUAUCACAAAAACUUAACAUAAUUCUGGUAGCUGUUGAUGAAGCUCAUUGUGUUAGUCAAUGGGGUCAUGAUUUCAGAAAUGAUUACAGAAAACUAGGCAAAGUUCGGGCGGCCUUGCCAAAUAUACCAUUCCUUGCAGUAACUGCCACUGCUACUCCUGUUGUUCGGAGAGACAUUUGUAACUCCCUGUCCCUCAAGAAUCCUAAAGUCACCUGUUCCAGUUUUGAUCGUCCAAAUCUUUAUCUCUCAGUAUCCCUGAAGAGUGGUAAUCCUUUUUUAGAUCUUAAAAAAUUUAUGGUGAAAUCAUCUGACAACAGACAUUAUAAAUUUGAUGGUCCCACAAUAAUUUAUUGCUCAACCAUAAAAUUAACUGAAGAAUUGUAUUCGGUCCUGAAAGAUCACCACAUUGUUGGUGACUAUUAUCAUGGCAAAAGAAGGCAAGAAGACAGAAAUGAAGUUCAUGAGAAAUUUUUAAGGGAUGAGUUAAAUGUGAUUGUUGCCACUGUUGCUUUUGGAAUGGGCAUUGACAAACCUGAUGUGCGAAAUGUCAUUCACUUUGGAGUACCUAAAGAUAUAGAGUCAUAUUACCAAGAAAUUGGUCGGGCUGGUCGUGAUGGUCUACCAGCAAAGUGUCAUGUGUUUUAUUGCAGAAAGGACUUUGCUGUCAGUGAAUAUUUGCGUGGCUCUAAAGAUGUGAAACUUGAUGCUCAUCGAAAAGAAAUGGGGAGACUUAUGGAGCGGUAUCUAGACUCUACUGCCUGCAGACGUCAAAGUAUUUUAACUCACUUUGAAGGCAAAAAUCAAGUUUUAGAUUCAAAGGAAAAUUGCUGUGACAAUUGCACAACUGCGAAAAAAAAAACUGUUUCAACAGGAGAAGCUAGUGCUCACAACCUAUAUGACUUUACAGAAGACUCUGAACUUCUUUUAUCAUGUGUUCAAUCUCUCAGUGGUAGAGGUCUUGGUAAAAUUGUUGCCUGUCUGCGAGGCUUAAAAUCCUUCACAGAGAGUCAGAAAUAUGCUCUGAUAUUUGGAAAAGGAAAACACAAGUCUGAGGACUGGUGGAAGGGACUCGGUCGGUUGCUCAUUCGCGAGAAACACAUUGAACAGACAUACAAGCAAUUUGAGUUUGGCAAAGGUUUUCCUUUACCAGUAGUAUGCCUAUCUAAAAGUGGUCAACAUUUACUGUCGAAUUUGCAGACUAAGAGAGCAGACACUACCGUAAUGCUUGCUCCUGGGCAUGAAAUGAUUAAAUUGAUUGCGGGCAUAAAACGUUCUAAAAGCUCUGCUCAACAAAGUGUUGAAUCUGAGUCAAGUGGCGAUAUAAUUCUUUCUAUUCCCUCUAGCUCUGAUGAAAGAAACAGCCAGAAUUCAUUAUAUCAUUAUCUGUUGAGAGUAAGGAAAGACAGAGCAAUUGAAUUAGAAUGUGCCCCUUUCCAUCUGGCAAGCAAUCAAGCUCUGAUAGAUUUAUCUUUAUCUAGACCCUCCUCUAUCAUAUCCCUUAAAAGUGGAAAUUUUGAUGGCUUUACGGAUCUCAAAAUCCAGAGAGAUGGAAAAUUUUGGGUUGAUCACAUUGUUGGCUUCUGCAAAGAGAAUGGUCUUAAAGUAGAUGUCCAUCAGUCUCUUAAGGAUAGUAGUUCUGAUGAUAGCCCUCUCGACACAUUAUCAUUGAAUGUCCAAACAUCAUAUAUCAAAUUUCAGAAGCAGAAAAUGACCCUGGAGGCAGUGAUGGCUGAAAAAAAUAUUGCAAGAAGCACUCUCAUAGGGCACCUUAGUCAAGCCUUAAAAUUAGGUCUGCCUUUCGAUCUUGCUAGAGCUGGAGUCGCAGAUGAUAUUUUACAGUUAAUAACUAAGGUUAUCUCAUCUCCACCAAUCAACUCAAAUGUAGGAAAACUAAAGCCAAUAAAGGAACAGUGUCCUGAUUUUGUAACAUAUGAUCAGCUUCACAUUGUAGUAGCAUAUCUUACAGGACGCUGUCCCCCAAAAGAAAAUUCAGAUAUGAGAAGUGCUGAUACCUCCACUUCCAGGGACCCAACCUCCAUACAAUCAUCUUCAGCAGCCUCAACUACUUCUGGUCAGCUUAGAGGAUUUACCUCAUCUUCCAAAGAAUUAGCUUGUCAGAAAACUGUACCAGCUAUGUGGGCAUCCGGAUCACAUGGUGCCACCGAUUCCAAAACAAAGUCCUCUAGUGAUGCCUUUUGGAAUGGUCAAUUUUCAGCUGAAGAUUCUAAUGAAAAAAAUGCAAAUGAUACUAGUAACAGUUAUCAAGCCAAGGUGCCUGGUACCGCAACCAGAGAGGAAUGCAGACCCACUUUUUCAAAAAAUUCUGAAGAACAAUCAAGCUCAUUAGAUGUUUUAAAUGAAGCUCAUGGAGCAUCGCUCGUUGAUUGGGAUGAGGAUUUUUUUGAAGAAACUGAAUCACAACCAAAUACUUUAUCAUCCAAUGUGCAGCCUGCAAAUAGCAUAAAUCAAUGCACUCAAGAUAUUAAGAGAAGUGCUUCAGUCUUGGAAACCUCCUCUCAAAGUGUUUCAGUGAAGGAUGACGAAACAAUUUUAAAGAGAAGUUUGUCUGCAGAUAUUCCUGGUUGUAGUAGUGACACUCCUCCAAAACGAAAAAUGCCUCAGUGGCUAACUAAACCUACAGCUCAAGCUGAAAUUCGCAAAAAAAUGAAAAAUAACUCCCUGUUUAAACUUUAAACUGUGAUUUCUCACUAUGAUUUAGGUAUCAAUUAAUGAUGAAAAAGAUCUUCAUCUGUGUUCAUUUUUGUUCCUAGCUGUGUAAGUCUAAAGCCUACUCUUUCUUAGAACUUUUCUAAUGAACAAAGAAAAGUUGCACUGGUUUUACUUGAAGAGCAGUGCAAAGAGAGAAGUAUGUUUUUUAGUCAUGAGUAUAUGUUUCAUUUUUUAUCCCCAUCUACGAGAUUAUGUUAAUUAUUUUUGAAAAUUUUUGCUUGUUUUGAGAAGUUUCUUCAAGUUUCAGACAAUUUUGAUUUGUUUGCUUUAAAAUCAAACUGGGUUUUGAAAUAGCUGCAUGGUAGAAAAAUAUACAAUUGCUCACAAUGUAA